CCUUUUCCCGCGAAAAUCAGAGCGUCCAACAUGGCGGUGCAACCAAACCAGCAGCUGCAGCUAGACAGCUCCCAGGAGCUGGGAUUUCUCAACUUUCUUCGGACGAUGCCCGAGAAACCUGCAACAACUUUCCGGGCUUUUGAUAGAACUGAUUACUACACGGCCCACGGUCCUGAUGCCAUCUUUGCUGCCAAGGAAGUUUUUAAGACCAUGGGAGUCAUCAAGAACAUGGGAACAGGACCCAACAAGAUGGAGUAUGUGACUCUGAGCAAGAUGAAUUUUGAGUCGUUGGUACGGGAACUCCUAUUGGUCAGACAGUACAGACUGGAGGUCUACAAGAACAAGGGAACAGCCAAGAACAAUGACUGGGAACUGGACAUCAAGGCCUCCCCAGGAAAUCUGACCCAGGUGGAAGACAUCAUCUUUGGCAGCACAGGAGCGGUGACCUCGUCUGGUGUCCUGGCUGUUAAACUGUCCGGGGAGGGAAACAACAAGGUGGUCGGUGCCGGGUACGCGGACGCUACCAUGAGGCAGCUGGGGGUGUGUGAGUUUGUGGACAACGACCAGUUUUCCAACCUGGAGGCCCUGGUGAUUCAGACAGGACCGAAGGAAUGCCUGAUCCCCGCCGGUGAGAACACACCUGACAUGGGCCGGCUCAGGAUCGUCCUGGAGCGCAACGGACUGCUCAUCACGGAGAGGAGGAAAGCUGAGUACUCUACUAAGGACAAUGUCCAGGAUUUGAACCGACUUCUGAAGCCCAAAACUAAAGGGGAACAGGUCAACUCUGCUGCACUCCCUGAGUUAGAGAAGACAACAGCCAUGGCGUCUGUGUCUGCACUUAUCAAGUACCUAGAGCUUUUGGGUGAUGAGACCAACUUUGGUCAGUUUAAGCUGGAGACCUUUGACCUGAACCAGUACAUGAGACUGGACGCCGCCGCAGUCCGAGCACUCAACCUGCUCCCAACGUCACUGGACGGUGGUAACAGGUUCCAGUCCGUGGCAGGACUGCUGACCCACUGUAGGACGUCUCAAGGUCACAGGCUUCUCACCCAGUGGGUCAAACAGCCUCUCAUGGACAAGAACAGGAUCGAGGAGAGAUUGAAUGUUGUGGAAGCUCUUGUUGAGGACUCAGAACUCAGGCAGACACUUCAGGAGGAACAGCUGCGAAAGGUCCCAGACUUCCAUCGCCUGGCCAAGAAGUUUCAGAGGAAGAGGGCCAAUCUACAGGACUGUUACAGGGUGUACCAGGCUCUGAACAUCAUUCCCCACCUGACCGAGGCUCUAGAGAAACAUGAAGGGACACACAAGAGCCUUCUCAUGGAGCUGUUUUCCAACCCUAUCAAGGAGCUUCUGUAUGACUUCCGUAAGUUCCAGGAGAUGGUAGAGACGACCAUGGACAUGGAGAGGGUGGAGAAACACGAGUUUGUCAUCAAACCUGACUUCGAUGACAACCUCAAGGAGCUGAGAGCGAAGAUGAACCAGCUUGAUGAAGACAUCAAAAGUCACCUGAAUGAGGCUGCUCGGGACCUGAAGCUGGAACCAAACAAGGUUCUGAAGUUAGAGACAAGCACACAGCUGGGCUAUCACUUCAGGGUCACACUCAAGGAGGAGAAAGCUCUCCGUGGAAACAAGACGUACCGCACCCUGGAGACCAGUAAGAACGGGGUCAAGUUUACAGACAAUGACCUGCAGAGGAUGAACGAGGAGUACCUGAAGGCCAAAGAGGCGUACGCUGACACACAGAAGGCAGUGGUGGACGAGAUUCUAGGCAUAGCAGCUGGAUAUGUGGAACCUAUGGGGAGCCUGAGUGACGUCAUUGCACAGCUGGAUGCCUUGGUCAGUUUUGCCUGUGCUUCAGCCAAUGCUCCAAUACCAUACGUCAGGCCUAAGCUGACAGAGAAAGGGGAGGGGGGCAUUAAACUGGUGAAUGCUCGCCACCCCUGUCUGGAACUACAGGAUGAUGUGCAGUUCAUCCCCAAUGACGCCAGCUUUGACAGAGAUGAGCAGAUGUUCCUUAUUGUGACCGGCCCUAACAUGGGAGGGAAAUCUACAUACAUCAGACAGAUUGGAGUGAAUGUGCUGAUGGCCCAGAUUGGUUGUUUUGUACCAUGUGACUCUGCGGAGGUGUGUAUCGUGGACUGUAUCCUGGCCCGGGUUGGUGCAGGAGACAGCCAACUCAAGGGUGUGUCCACGUUCAUGUCUGAGAUGCUGGAGACAGCAUCCAUCCUUAGGUCUGCUACCAAGGACUCUCUUAUCAUCAUAGAUGAGCUUGGCAGGGGGACGUCAACUUACGAUGGCUUUGGUUUGGCCUGGGCCAUAUCAGAACACAUAGCAACAAAGAUCGGCGCCUUCUGUCUGUUCGCCACACAUUUCCACGAGCUGACCGCCCUGGCCGACGUCGUUCCCACGGCAACCAACCUCCACGUCACCGCCCUGACCACAGGGGGAACUUUGACCUUGCUUUACAAGGUCAAACCAGGUGUUUGUGAUCAGAGUUUUGGUAUCCAUGUGGCUGAACUCGCACACUUCCCAGAGAAAGUCAUUGAGUUUGCCCGACAGAAGGCCCUGGAGCUGGAAGACUACCAGAGUAUCUCCCUGAGUGGAACUGCCAUGGAGGGGACAGACGCUGUGGCUGCCAAGAAACGAAGACUGGCCAAACAGGAGGGAGAGGCUAUCAUACAGGACUUCCUGUCCAAGGUCAAGGACCUGCCGCUGGCCACCAUGACAGCAGACGAGGCACAGGCAGCUGUCCAGCAGCUGAAGGAAGAGGUCAUGGCUCGAGACAACCCCUACAUCCACGAUGUCUUGGCACGAGACUUUUGAUCGAUUUAACUUGGAUAUACUUUCCUUUAGAUAUUGAUAAGGUUAUAUCGGUAGGAAUUACAUGUAAUGUAGUAAUGUUACCUACAUUAAAGGCACCCAAAACAGUUUCAGGGCAGUAGAACUGGAUUGUAGUUACUGUAGGUUGAAUCAACCCAAUCCCAAAGCAACUGUAGAUAUCUGUGAGUCAAAAAUGCAAUCUUGCUGACAGAAAACAGUUGCGUAUUUUGUAUAAAAGGCUGGUUCUAGCUAUUUGUUGUCAGAACUUUAAAAUAAAGGGACUCCUCACA
Branchiostoma belcheri (Belcher's lancelet) is the source of this 3110-nucleotide messenger RNA. Its product is annotated as DNA mismatch repair protein Msh2-like. The transcript is spliced from 29 exons. Gene Ontology annotation, molecular function: ATP binding; mismatched DNA binding; ATP-dependent DNA damage sensor activity. The record is from RefSeq and is a predicted model, not a curated record. The coding region runs from base 31 to 2823 and encodes 930 amino acids. Gene Ontology annotation, biological process: mitotic recombination; mismatch repair. Lineage: Eukaryota; Metazoa; Chordata; Leptocardii; Amphioxiformes; Branchiostomatidae. Gene Ontology annotation, cellular component: nucleus; MutSalpha complex.